AUGGGGAAGCGAGUAGAUUACUCAGGGAGAACAGUCAUUUCGCCAGACCCAAAUGUGGAAGUGGAUGAAAUUGUGAUACCGGAACAUGUCGCGAAGAAGAUCACUUAUCCGGGAAGAGUAACGGAUCGGAAUAUUGCGGAAUUGCGUAAAACCAUUGUAAAUGGAGUCGAAAAACAUCCGGGAGCGUUCAUGGUCGAAAAAGUGGGCGCAGGGAAUUUUCCACUGGUACUUAUUUUUUGCUAAAAAUGUUGUUUAGAAGCUGCAGCACCAGUAUCUGCUAAUCGUGAACACUUCAUAACAGUUGUAUUGUUGAGCAGUACUCAUAGUUAGUAAUACGAGCAGUAUCUAGAUCUACAUCUACCUCUACUCAUUAUGGUAGUACCACUCCGUUCUCGACCUGGUGGUGCGUCCACGUCAAUUGUCGAUCCUUUGAUGCUGCUUUCGCAGUUUUUCAAUUUCUUUACAUUUGAUUGAAUCAAAAAAGGUCGAUUCACAAUCACGACGAGACUUCGUCAACCCCUGCUACAACGAUCUGGCUGCAACUCCUGCAACAACUACUGCUACUCGCUGCAACCAAAUUGGCCGCUUUAAAAGAAUAAAAC
This is a messenger RNA of Amoebophrya sp. A25, 602 nucleotides long. The record is from the annotation of a GenBank genome assembly. NCBI's taxonomy places the organism in Eukaryota, Dinophyceae, Syndiniales, Amoebophryaceae.